UGCUUUUAAGAACCGGCGACUGGCCGUGGGCUCAGUCGGGGGUGCGGGGCUGUGACCUACAGGCUUCGGUGCGGAUCCUCCAGGCGUUCGCGCGCGCCAGCUGUCCUUGCGGCCGCCUGCGCGCUGCCCGCCCGCCCGCCCGCCAGGGGCUCCGCCGCCCUCGUUUCGGCCUCGUUAGCCCGCCAGGAGUCCCGCAGCUCCUCCGGGAGCCCGCUGGUAACUCGCGUCCCUCGCGCUCCUCCAGCGCCUGAGGGGGCCGCCUCGGGCCAUGGUGCUCUCCCAGGAGGAGCCGGACUCCGCGCGGGGCACGAGCGAGGCACAGCCGCUCGGCCCAGCGCCCACGGGGAUCGCUCCGCCGCCCGGCCCGGGACCCUCGGACAGCCCCGAGGCUGCUGUCGAGAAGGUGGAGGUGGAGCUGGCGGGGCCGGCGGACGCGGAGCCCCAUGAGCCUCCUGAGCCCCCCGAGGGCGGCUGGGGCUGGCUGGUGAUGCUGGCGGCCAUGUGGUGCAACGGGUCGGUGUUCGGCAUCCAGAACGCUUGCGGGGUGCUCUUCGUGUCCAUGCUGAAAACCUUCGGCUCCAAAGACGAUGACAAGAUGGUCUUUAAGACAGCAUGGGUAGGUUCUCUCUCCAUGGGGAUGAUUUUCUUUUGCUGCCCAAUAGUCAGCGUCUUCACAGACCUAUUUGGUUGUCGGAAAACAGCUGUCAUGGGUGCUGCUGUUGGAUUUGUUGGGCUCAUGUCCAGUUCUUUUGUCAGUUCCAUCGAGCCUCUGUACCUUACCUAUGGAAUCAUAUUUGCCUGCGGCUGCUCCUUUGCAUACCAGCCUUCAUUGGUCAUUUUGGGACACUAUUUCAAGAAGCGCCUUGGACUGGUGAAUGGCAUUGUCACUGCUGGCAGCAGUGUCUUCACAAUCCUGCUGCCUUUGCUCUUAAGGGUUCUGAUUGACAGCGUGGGCCUCUUUCACACACUGAGGGUGCUCUGCAUCUUCAUGUUUGUUCUCUUUCUGGCUGGCUUUACUUACCGACCUCUUGCUACCAGUACCAAAGAUAAAGAGAGUGGAGGUAGCGGAUCCUCCCUCUUUUCCAGGAGAAAGUUCAGUCCUCCAAAAAAAAUUUUCAAUUUUGCCAUCUUCAAGGUGACAGCUUAUGCAGUGUGGGCAGUUGGAAUACCACUUGCACUUUUUGGAUACUUUGUGCCUUAUGUUCACUUGAUGAAACAUGUAAAUGAAAGAUUUCAAGAUGAAAAAAAUAAAGAGGUUGUUCUCAUGUGCAUUGGCAUCACUUCAGGAGUUGGACGACUACUCUUUGGCCGGAUUGCAGAUUAUGUGCCUGGUGUGAAGAAGGUUUACCUACAGGUACUCUCCUUUUUCUUCAUUGGUCUGAUGUCCAUGAUGAUUCCUCUGUGUAGCAUCUUUGGGGCCCUCAUUGCUGUGUGUCUCAUCAUGGGUCUCUUCGAUGGAUGCUUCAUUUCCAUUAUGGCUCCCAUAGCCUUUGAGUUGGUUGGUGCCCAGGAUGUCUCCCAAGCAAUUGGAUUUCUGCUCGGAUUUAUGUCUAUACCCAUGACUGUUGGCCCACCCAUUGCAGGGUUACUUCGUGACAAGCUGGGCUCCUAUGAUGUGGCAUUCUACCUUGCUGGAGUCCCUCCCCUUGUUGGAGGUGCUGUGCUUUGUUUUAUCCCAUGGAUCCAUAGUAAGAAGCAAAGAGAGAUCAGUAAAACCACUGGAAAAGAAAAGAUGGAGAAAAUGUUGGAAAACCAGAACUCUCUGCUGUCAAGUUCAUCUGGAGUGUUCAAGAAAGAAUCUGACUCUAUUAUUUAAUAUCUUACAUACCUCCACCAGACUGGACUUGCUUUUUGAAUUUUAAGCAAGUUUCCUUUCCUUUUAUACGAAUUGCAAAUUUCAUAUUUUUUUAAUCACAUCCUAGGAAUAGCACAAUAAUUGGGAAAUAGAACCCUUAUCACUGCAAGAACCAUUUUCUGCCACUGAAUAUCUCUGAUCUUUCCAUGAGUCUGAGGGCAGAGACUCUGGUAUAUGAAAACAUGUCUGAAAGUCACAUAUUGUGAAAAUUUGAAGCUAUCUCAGUAAAAAGCAACUUUGGAAACUGUGAAUGAUCUUUAGCUUGUACAAAUAUUUAAAAAUACCUCAAGCUAUACUGAAAGGGUUGCAGUUUGGUUAGGAGUGGAAAUAUUUUGUUUAUUAAUGAUGUCUUCAGUUCUGGUACCUCUGUUUUACUUUCUUAUGCUCUUUGGAAACUUUUUGCAAAAUUUAAGCCUGGGUUCUAGGUAAUACCAGAUCUACUUAAACCUCCAGUUUGUGUUAAAGUUGCUUUCCUGCUGUUAAAUAAGCUAUGAUAUUAAGAUAUUCUGACUUGCUCCAGUGUCAAGGGCUCUUCUGGGAGCAGGUGCUACCAAUGUGUUCAGAAUCAAUACGUGAAAUGAAAAGGAUCCUCUUCAGGAGGAUCCUGAGCUGUUCAGAAAUCAUUUAAGUUUACAGCAUUGUUCCCUUUGCGUUUGCAGUGUGUUUUACUCAAGUAGCCAGAAACACCCUACGUUUCUGAAUUGUUUAAAUUGUAACAAUAAAGUAAAAUAGAAUGCAUGAAAGAUAUUCUGGCAAUUGUAACUUAGAAAUCUUCUGACUUCCAGAUUUGUUAGCCCUAGAACCUGAUAUUUAAACAAAGUCUUACUUAGCAGUUAUCAAGUGGCAGUUAUAGGCAGAAAUUGGUGGAGGCCGGAGGAUGGGGAGGGGGGCAAAACCCUUUAUAUUUGUGAAGAAAAUAUCUGUAGCUGAUAGAAAUAAUUGCUUAAAUUGGUUUAUGAAAUUAAUGAGUCUGAAAAGGUUAAAAGCACUUAUAAAAAGAACCAAGUCCUACAUUUCCAGAACUUUCUGACAAAAAUUUUCACUCAUAUUAUGAACACUAGUGUGUUCCCUAUGAACUUUCCCAUUAUAUUUUUGCUAUUUAUAUACAGAUUAUCAUAAGAAAGCUUUCAGUUUGAGGACCAAAAAUUAAAACCAAAGUCAUGCUGUGACCCAUACUCAUUUACAAAAACAAGAACACUUUCCUAUAUCCCUAAAAUUAUGCUUUAGUGCUUGAGACCUUUAAAAGGUAGUGCUUUUCAUCGUGAAGACAUUCAGCAACUUACUUUGUCAUACACGCAGUUGUACCUUACCACUUCUAAUAGUUUCAUAUUUCAUAUUCAGGGGACUUAGAUAAUUUGCCUGUGAAAAAAAAAUCUACAUUUUGACCAUACUACCUUUUCAUGUUCUUAUAAGUUUUUAGAAAAUGAUUUCAUUCACUCAUGUCCAGUUAUAUAAAAUGUUACUUUCUCAUUUUUGAGAAGUUCAACAAAACAUACAACUAAGACCAAUCAUCAAACCCACUAUUAUAAAUGUUCAUUUUGGCUGGGUAAGGUGGCUCAUGCCUAAAAUCUCAGCACUUUGGGAGGCUGAGGAGGGAAGAUCGCUUGAGCCCAGGAGUUUGAGACCGGCUUGGGCAACAUAGCAAGAUCCUGUCUCUACUAA
This is a messenger RNA of Rhinopithecus roxellana (golden snub-nosed monkey), 3517 nucleotides long. RefSeq names its product solute carrier family 16 member 10 (gene SLC16A10). The record is from RefSeq and is a predicted model, not a curated record. Gene Ontology annotation, molecular function: monocarboxylic acid transmembrane transporter activity. The transcript has 6 exons. Gene Ontology annotation, biological process: transmembrane transport. Lineage: Eukaryota; Metazoa; Chordata; Mammalia; Primates; Cercopithecidae. The coding region runs from base 269 to 1816 and encodes 515 amino acids.